AGCUUGUAAUUGUUAAGAAUCUGGUAACAAAUUAUAUGUGCACUUCUUAGAAGCCUGUUAAGACCCCACGGUGGUCCCUUGACCUCACCUUGAAUCCCUACCGUGCUAAUAGCGUGCUAACAGUGUGUGCUACACACACGGAUAAGGUUACCUGGUGAGUCCCGCCGCCUACACUUUCUGGUCUGGACAGCUCCUGUGGUUCUGAACUCAGCUGAUCCUGCGGCUGGAACUUGUCAUUCUCGCUUCUCAUUGGAUAAGAGGUGGCCCGGGUGGGCUCUUCGGGGCCGCCGCUGAUUCGUCGAUUCACCUGCCAGUCAAGCAGAUUCCUUUCACAACAGACUUAGCCCGGCAGCAGCUGCAGCAGAAUCAGUGAGCUUUCAAUGUCACCGGGCACCCGGGAGAGGAUGGUUGUUACAACGAGGAGGUCCACAAUGCAUGUCGCCGCAGGCCCAUGAAGACAGUUGUCCAAGUUGUCUCACUAAAUGCCCCAUGGUUGCACCCUGACACUAUCAUCUGUUCAACCUCUUUCCACCCCCACCCCCCAUCCAGCUACUCUUCCCUCCUCCUCAACCUGUGGCCUAUUUAUACCCUGGAGACUCAAAAGAGCCCAUUAAAGCUCCGCAGACCUCUUCAGAGACAACCGUGAGCGUGAAUCCAAUAACGCAUUAUCUGAUCUCCGGCCUCACUGCCUCUUCUUCGACAGCCACAAAUAAGGAAAACUAAAUCCUCAGCUGCUGGAAAUUCUUGAAAUGCGACAAGAGCUGUUUUCAGCUCAAGAUGACAAGCUACCCCUGAUAUUCCAUUUGUGGCGAGGGCAGGUCGCAUCUGCAGCACAUUUGGGAAUUUCGGCUGCAGCAUAUGCUUGGGACUGCGGGAUUGGAGAUUCUGUCCACUUUAGCUGAAAUACGAGAAAACUCACAUCACACAUAAUAACAUUUAUUCACUGACUCAGCUAUGAGGUUUGGGCAAAGACACUGAAAGGAUUUACCUUCCAAAUGGCUCACAUAUCUGAAGUCCUGCACCACUUCCAGCCAUGAGCUAAGCCCACUCCACCCUGGCUGGGUGUCCCCUGCAGGAUGACUGCUGUCUGCCCCUCUGAGAGCAGCCCGGAAGGGACUGAGGCUGGGGCCGGGACCGCAGGCUCUAGGGGGUCGGGGGCAGCAGCCACCGCUGGGAGCAGCUCAGUUUCCAGGGCCGAGACUGGGGAGUCUAAUGGAGACUCUGUCGGUGGUUCCAUUGGAGGCACGGUUCCGGUCACCGGUGGCCAAAGGUACGCCCGCUGGAGCCGCCAGGACAGCUCCGACAUCAACACAGACGAUGAGGGAGCCACCAUCCGCCGCCUCACUCCACUGGAAAGGCUGAACCUGGAUAUGUGCCAAGAUGAAAGGGUCGUCCGUGAGUUAACAGUGGGAAGAAGAAUUGGCUUCUACAAAAUUCGAGGAGAGAUCGGCUGUGGAAAUUUCUCCCAUGUCAAGCUAGGAAUUCAUGCCCUCACCAAAGACAAGGUGGCCAUAAAGAUCCUGGACAAAACCAAGCUGGAUCAGAAGACCCAAAGGUUGCUGUCCAGAGAGAUCUCAAGCAUGGAGAAACUACACCAUCCCAACAUCAUACGUCUCUAUGAGGUGGUGGAGACGUUGUCACGGUUACAUUUGGUGAUGGAGUACGCAGGAGGAGGGGAGCUCUACACCAAAAUUACUACAGAGGGGAAACUUUCCGACACUGAUAGCAAGAUUGUCUUCGCUCAGAUCCUCUCUGCUGUUAAACACAUGCACGAAAACAACAUCAUCCACCGUGACCUGAAGGCAGAGAAUGUUUUCUACACCAGCAGCUCUUGUGUCAAGGUGGGGGACUUUGGCUUUAGCACACUGAGCCGCCGUGACGAGACUCUCAACACGUUCUGCGGCUCUCCACCUUACGCUGCACCUGAGCUCUUUCGGGAUGAGCAUUACGUUGGCGUCUUCGUAGACAUCUGGGCAAUGGGUGUGAUGCUGUUCUUCAUGGUGACGGGCACCAUGCCGUUCAGAGCAGACACAGUGGCCAAACUGAAGCGCUGCAUCCUGGAGGGGGCCUACAUCCUGCCCUCCUGGGUGCCAGAGGCGUGCCAGAGGCUGAUCAGGGGAAUCCUCCAACCCAUACCGUCUGACCGCUGCACAGUGGAGCAGAUGAUGGGCUGUGAGUGGCUGCUCCCUGUGGACUUCCCACGGGCAAUGGAGCCCUUUAAACUGGACCCAUCCUACCUUGCAGAGAGCGACCCGUCUGAACUUGGGGAAGAAGAGAUGGAGGUAAAGGCAGCACUGGAGACACUAGGGAUCACCUCAGAACACAUCCUCAACAACCAGGGGAAAGACUGCAGGAGCUCCAUCACUGGGGUCUAUAGGAUCCUGCUACACCGUGCUCACAAGAAACGGGCUGUUGAGAGCGUGCCUGUGGUCACACAGACAGUCGGAACAUCUACAACGAGUAAAAAGGAACGACUAAAAGUGUACCGUAGCUUACGGCACACAUCUAAACUCUGUGUGAUUCUGUGACAAAAAAUGCUCUGUGUCACUCUGGAAAUUAAUUGAAUUUAUAGUUUUGGAUGAGAUUGCAUGGAUUUCAUUAGAAAUAAAAAAGUGCUUUUCAGUCCAGCAGUAUAAAUUGAAAUCAUGGUAUAUAACCCCACUCAGCUCCUGAAAUCUGAGAUUUCUUACUUUAGUAUCUUCUAGUAAGUAAAAUUAGUCUCUGUGAGAAUGUUGCUUCCAGUGCAUCAUUAUUGUCUCCUUUUUUGACAGGGACAGGGACCUGUAAUCCUGAUGAGAUUUGGAAAUGGCAUACAUAACUUUGAUUUGGGCCAUGCAGGCCAGAUAUUUGUAGUCCACUCCCAUUCUAUGCUUAGGCUACUUGUGCUGUAACACCAAUAAACCCUAUGAGAACUCAAUGUAGCAUAAAAGAGCUAGAAAUCCACAACAUUAUGCUGAGGCAAUAAAGUGGUGAAACAUGCAGUCAGUAUAUGAAAUGUGGUGUUUUUAAUGUUUAAUUGCACUUUUCUUCGAUGCCUUAGUUUUCUAUAAUGUUAUGAAAUCAGAGAGACUGGUUUCAUGAUUCUCCUUAAUGUUUGUGAUGAUAUGAAUAGAGAUUAUUUUGUGAUGUGUCU
Messenger RNA from Lates calcarifer (barramundi perch), 3133 nucleotides. RefSeq names its product NIM1 serine/threonine protein kinase a (gene nim1ka). Gene Ontology annotation, molecular function: ATP binding; tau-protein kinase activity; protein serine/threonine kinase activity. The record is from RefSeq and is a predicted model, not a curated record. Lineage: Eukaryota; Metazoa; Chordata; Actinopteri; Centropomidae. Gene Ontology annotation, cellular component: cytoplasm. Gene Ontology annotation, biological process: protein phosphorylation; microtubule cytoskeleton organization; intracellular signal transduction.